AUGCUCUCCCACAUUGCUUCCAACUUGUUCCCCCCUCCCUUUCCCUUGCUCCCCAGCUUGCGUCCCCCUGUUCUCUCUUCAGCUCCCCAUGGUCCCCACCUUGUUUCCCUCUGUCCCCCCUUUGCUUCCCCCUUGUUCCCCCCUCCUUUUGUCCUGGUCCCCACCUGUCCCCUUUGCUUCCUCUCUCCCCCUUGUUCAUCUUCCCCCCUUUGCGUCUUCCUUGUUCCGCACUCUCCCCCCAUACUCCCAUCUUCCAUCCCCUUGUUCCCCACUUUGCUUCCACCUUGGCCUCCCUCCCCGUUCCCCUGCUCCCCACUUUGCUUCCUUAUUCACCCCUCCAUUCCCCAUAAACCCAACCUAUCCUUACCCUGCUCUACUCUUUGCUUGCCCGUUGUUCCUUCCUCCAUUUCCACUGCUCCACACCUUGCUAAACCCACAUUCUCCCCUCCCUUCCUCGUAAUCCCUGCCCAGCUUCCCCCAGUUCCCCACCUUCCAUCCCCCAACAUCCCCACCUUCCAUUCCCCGAAUCAUUCCCCUAUUCUCCCCGCCUCAUUCCCCCAUUCUCCCCGCCUCAUUCCCCCAUUUUCCCCACCUCAUUCCCUCCUGCUCCCCGCCUCAUUCCCCCCUGCUCCGCACCUCAUUCCCCCCUUCUCCCCGCCUCAUUCCCCCCUGCUCCCUACCUCAGUCCCCCAUGCUCCCCAACGCAAUCCCCCCUGCUCCCCACCUCAACCCCCCUUGCUCCCCACCUCAACCCCCCAUGCUCCCACUCAAUCCCCCCUGCUCCCCAACUCAAUCCCCCCUACUCCCCACCUCUAUCCCCCCUGCUCCCCACCUCAUUCCCCCAUGCUCCCUAACUCAAUCCCCCUGCUCCCCACCUCAAUCCCCCUUGCUCCCCACCUCAAUCUCCCUUGCUCCCCACCUCAAUCCCCCAUGCUCCCCACCUCAUUCCCCCCUGCUGCCCGCCUCAUUCCCCCCUGCUCCCCGUCUCAUUCCCUCCUCUCCCCACCUCAAUCCCCCUUGCUCCCCACCUCAAUCCCCCCUGAUCCCCACCUCAUUCCCCCCUGCUCCCCGUCUCAUUCCCUCCUGUUCCGCACCUCAUUCCCCCAUGCUCCCCACCUCAACCCCCCUUGCUCCCCACCUCAAUCCCCCCUGCUCCCCACCUCAAUCCCCCUUGCUCCCCACCUCAAUCCCCCUUGCUCCCCAUCUCAAUCCCCCAUGCUCCCCAACUCAAUCCCCCAUGCUCCCCACCUCAUCCCCCCCUGCUGCCCGCCUCAUUCCCCCCUGCUCCCCACCUCAUUCCCCCAUUCUCCCCGCCUCAUUCCCCCAUUCUCCCCGCCUCAUUCCCCCAUUCUCCCCGCCUCAUUCCCUCCUGCUCCCCAACUCGAUACCCCUGCUCCCCACCUCAACCCCCCUUGCUCCCCACCUCAAUCCCCCCUGAUCCCCACCUCAUUCCCCCCUGCUCCCCGUCUCAUUCCCUCCUGUUCCGCACCUCAUUCCCCCAUGCUCCCCACCUCAAUCCCCCUUGCUCCCCACCUCAAUCCCCCCUGCUCCCCACCUCAAUCCACCUUGCUCCCCACCUCAAUCCCCCUUGCUCCCCAUCUCAAUCCCCCAUGCUCCCCAACUCAAUCCCCCAUGCUCCCCACCUCAUCCCCCCCUGCUGCCCGCCUCAUUCCCCCCUGCUCCCCACCUCAUUCCCCCAUUCUCCCCGCCUCAUUCCCCCAUUCUCCCCGCCUCAUUCCCUCCUACUCCCCAACUCAAUCCCCCUGCUCCCCACCUCAAUCCCCCUUGCUCCCCACCUCAAUCCCCCUUGCUCCCCACCUCAAUCCAGCCCGUUUCCCACCUCAAUCCCCCAUGCUCCCCACCUCAUCCCCCCCUGCUGCCUGCCUCAUUAACCCCUGCUCCCCACCUCAUUCCCCCCUGCUCCCCACCUCAGUCCCCCAUGCUCCCCACCUCAAUCCCCCCUGCUCCCCACCUCAAUUCCCACCCUCCGCCAGUCAUGGCCCGACGUGUGCGCAGGCGCACAGGUCAACCACCUGA
Messenger RNA from Closterium sp. Naga37s-1, 2037 nucleotides. Lineage: Eukaryota; Viridiplantae; Streptophyta; Zygnematophyceae; Desmidiales; Closteriaceae. The record is from the annotation of a GenBank genome assembly.